UGCAAAUGAGGGGUGUGAGGAUUGUUUGUACAGCCCCCACCUCGCCUGGAUAUUAAUCGUGGCUGCUGAGCAGAGUCAGUUUCCCUCAGCUCACCAGGAAACUUCAGUCAGCGGGGAAGCGAGUUACCGUGUGUCGCGCUAGCAGCCAGGCGCUGGCAGCGGGGGAGCCCGGCGCGGAGCGGGAGGCUGCGGGCUUUGGUCCCGUAUGUGCGAGCGGCAGCCGAAGAGCCGGCCCGCCCCCGCGCAGCCAGCGGCGCUGGGGGAGCAGCAGCGGCCCCGCGGGCUGCGCUGUCGCUAGGGAGGCAGCUGGGCGAGGCGAGCGCGGUGGCCGGGGAAGCGGAGCGGCUGCUCCGGUAACCAAGGAGCGAACCCAGACACACGCCGGCGCCGCUCCCUUCUCCUUGUGCCCGGCUCCGGCCAGUCCCUCGCCUCAGCCGCUGCCUCAGGGCAGCCCCGCUCCGCCCCGCCCGGCGCGCCCCCAUUACCGGAGUUGACUCCGUCCCUGGGACUUGGGCUUUCGUCUCCCCGCGCGGGGCCCUUCCCGCUCCCGCCGCCUGAGAGCCCCGCGCCUGCGGGAGGGUGAGCCGGGCCCCCGCCUCGGCAGCUCGGCUCCUGAUGGCGGCGCAUCGGCAAACCAGGAUCCAAGCCUACCUGGAGAAGAACAGGAUCGGGCCCCUGUUCGAGGAACUAAUGACCAAGCUGAUAUCAGAGACUCCUGACCAGCCAAUCCCAUUUCUCAUUGACCAUCUUCAGUCCAAACAAGGGAACCAGAGUCAACUUCAGAGAACAUUGUCUGGAUCUGCUGCUCUGUGGGCAGAAAGUGAGACAUCAGAAAACAAAGGAACAAGAAGAGAUUGCAGAAGUUAUGAUAAACCCUGGCAGGUAAAUGCAAAGAAACCUAAAAAGUCAAAGAGUGACCUCGCUGUGUCCAACAUUUCUCCACCAUCACCGGAAUCCAAGUCGUUGCCAAGGUCAAUAGAGCAUCCUAAAUGGGACUGGCGGAGAAAACCGGAGAGCCAGGAUUUUGAUGAAUUAAAUCAUAUUCUUCAGGAGAGUAAGAAGCUGGGGAAAGCCCUUGAGAAUCUCUCUCGCAGCAUUGCUAUUUCUGAUGAACUUGAGAAGGAUGCAACAGGUUUUAAUACUCCCCUUCUAAGACCUCGUGUGAUUGGAGAAUGGGUUGGUCGCGAGGAGAAUGAUGCUGAUCCAUUGGCUGCAGAGAUGUUGCAACCUCCAGUACCAAGAAGUAAAAAUGAACAAUGGGAUAGUGAAGAUAGCAGCAGCAGUCCUGGAGGAAGUUUAAAGAUGGAGCCAAAGACGAAAGGAUUAAAACAGCAACAGCAGCAACAUAAGAAGCUACUGGCUGCCAUGCUUUCCCAGGACUCUUUUGAUUCUGUUCAAAGCACAGCUCCCUCAGUGACAGAAGAAGAUAUUGACAAUGAAGAUGAUGCAAUGGAACUACUAGAGGAUCUUGAUGAUUUAAGAAUGGAAGGAGUAACCAGUGUGAUGACUUCUGGGAGUAAAUUUAAUCAAACUCGAAGUGCACAUCCUGCUGAACCUCAGGCAAAGGUCACGUUGAACAUCUGCGCAAGGUGUGCCAGACUGCAAGGAGAUAACUUGGCAGAAACCGCAGAGGAUGUCUCACUAGUGUCUCAGAUGACCGAGCAAGCGGCAUCGGAUUCCAAUGUUUCAGUGCCUGGGGUGGAAACACUGAUGGAGGAUGCUGAUGAAUUUGAGAGUGCAUCUCAAAUAACAGGACCUCAUCAACCUGUUUGGGACCUGGAUGUCAUGUGUGCCAGAAACGGAGAGUCCCCAAGCCAGAAACUCCUGAAAGACUCCUUAGCCGCAAAAGAACUGCAGACCAUGGAAAAACAUCUAGCUGACAUUGAAAAGGACCUAGCACUCUGGGAAGAAGCAAGUAGUAGUCCACAUAUUAAUUUAGUUACAACACACCAUCCAGGAAAUCUUCAAGCCACAGUAGGCCAAAAUUCAAAGCCUCAAGUGCCAAGUCAAACUGGGAAAAAUAUUCAGCUGCAGCUGCAAGGAAACAAAUCACCACUGCUUCCUACUAACAGCAGAGCGCAGGUCUCCAGUAUCUCAAACAGUAGGCCUCAGACUUCCAAUAUGCAGAACAACAGGCCUCCAACGCCAUCGACUCCAGGAAGCAGACCUGCAACCCCAAAUAGUUUGUUGCCACGACCUCAUACCUCUAGCAACCAGGGAAAUAAGGAUGGAAUCGUUAGUAUGCAAAGAAGCAGAUCCUUAACUUCUAAGAGUCAAAUUGGGAGGACUCUUGGCACUCCUUCAGGGCUAGCUGUACAAACGAGCGGAGAUAUUAUAGGAACUGUCCCUCAAAGAAUCAGUUUGUCCGAAGAUGAAUUCUUACAUCAAUUUCAGCUUGCCCACCAACCAUGGAUAUUGCCAAGUGACACAGAGAGUGAAGGUGUGGAAGCAGAUCAAGAUAAAUGUUUGUGAAAUCAAUGGGAAUAUUGAAGACUUUAAUUAAAACAAAAUCAUAAUUAUCAAACCUACACCUGAAGAUCUGUUUUAGUUUACGUAUAAUGAUUUUAAAUAGUUAUUUUUAUAAUAUCAACAAUACUUAAAUGGAAUUAUUCUGUGUGGAUGCUGUAAUGCACUGAAUUAGAUUACUAACUAUGGCACAGUGUCCUUAGGUAAAGAAGGUUUACUGUCACUUUUGAAUACAUAGUUAGUAUAAUGUAUUUUGUUUAGUUUAUAUCCCUGUUAUUUUGGAGUGACAUUUGAUAUAUUAAACUUUGCCUGAUCAAAACAAA
Mauremys reevesii (Reeves's turtle) is the source of this 2789-nucleotide messenger RNA. RefSeq names its product chromosome 2 C8orf34 homolog (gene C2H8orf34). The record is from RefSeq and is a predicted model, not a curated record. The coding region runs from base 616 to 2472 and encodes 618 amino acids. The transcript is spliced from 14 exons. Lineage: Eukaryota; Metazoa; Chordata; Testudines; Geoemydidae.